Messenger RNA from Cladophialophora psammophila CBS 110553, 699 nucleotides. RefSeq lists its product as uncharacterized. The transcript has a single exon. Bases 1 to 699 code for a protein of 232 amino acids. Lineage: Eukaryota; Fungi; Ascomycota; Eurotiomycetes; Chaetothyriales; Herpotrichiellaceae. The record is from RefSeq and is a predicted model, not a curated record.
AUGUGGCCCUUCAAGUUCUCACAAGACGACGACAAAGACAAUCUCCGAGUGCUCUCCAAAGAGCCUCCGCUCCCUACGUUGCCACCGAAAUCAGAGCGCAAGAUGGAAACAAAGGAGGAGGAUGCAUUGGUCAGAUUUACAGGAUGGCCAAACGAACGGCUCUCGAUUCCAUUGAUUCUGCGCGCCCCCACCUUAAUGUUGGCAUCUUUUGCUUGCGGAUUCAGUUUGGGAGCUUCUCAAGGGGCUACAAAGGGCGCAUAUCGAUAUCGAGCCGAAAACGCGCAUCGUCUCCCGACAACCCAAACAGGGUGGUUUCUCUACCAAAAGUCCAAAAACUACCAUGCGAUGCUCGGUGGAAUCAAAGAAGGUGUUCGAUUCGGAUCUAUUUGUACUGGCUGGGCGACACUAUUUAUGGUCACAGAAGAGAUGGUUGAUCUGUCCAGAGCUCGCCUUUUCGCAAGAGGAGAUGACGAUGUUGCGACCGGGCAGAGGGACUUUGGCAGUACAGUUAUUGCUGGGAUGACACUGGCCGGCAUCUACAGCUGGAAAAGGGGACUGGACCAUUUUGCUGCUGCUCGAACUGCAAGGAGUGCGCUGAGAUUGUCCCUAGCGUACGGCCUCGUGCAAGAUCUGGCAGCGUCACUCCGAGGAAGCCCACCGGCUUACGUCUCGUGGCUGAAGAGAAAAAUUUCGGGGUGA